UUUGAAUACAAAAAGGUCCAGGCUUGGGCCCAGCAAGCCCAAGAGCGCGGUCCAGAAAAAUUGAUAAAAACCAAAACAAAAAUUUUAAAAACCUAAUAGCCAGGCCGGAGCUCUAUUACCUUGGCCCAGACCGGCCCUAGGGGCCACUGACUCAUUGCCGCACCCACUCACAUAAACCAUGUCAUUUUAUAAUGUAGAGGCAAGGCGUACGAACAAUUCCCAUGGAACGUCUUUUUAUCGCUCAUGCAAGUGUUUCAGUGGCACCAUCCAAAACCAAUCCUCCGAACUUGGUUUCGCGCCAUGUCUUGUCUAGUAGGCCUUUGCACUGCAAGACACAUUUCGCUUGCCCACACAAUCUCUCUCCUCCUCCAUUAACAAGCCACAGUUUGCUUUCUCUCUCCAUCCACUUGCAUUAAACAAAAUGAUGUGCGGCGCUUAUAAAUUCCCUCAUUUCCCCUCCUCGUCCCUUGCUUCUUGGAGAAACUCCGCAACUACCCCAAGAGCUAAGAUGGCUUCUUCUGGUAUGAGUUCGGUUGCAACUGAAGUUUCGCCUUCUCCUCCUCUUCCAGAGAAGCGCAUACUCUUGGGAUGUGGUUCUAUUUCCACUGAUUUCCUCGCAGCUGUGAAGUCCUACCCCAAACCAGAUGAUAAAAUUCGGACUACGAGCUUAGAGGUCCAAGGGGGCGGAAAUGCCGGGAAUGCUUUAACUGGAGCAGCACGCCUAGGGCUCAAGCCAAGAUUGAUAUCAAAGGUUGCAAAUGAUGCUCAAGGGCAACGAAUUUUGGCUGAACUAGAAGCUGAUGGUAUUGACACCUCAUAUAUUGUGGUUUCUGAGAGUGGGAAUUCCUCAUUUACCUAUGUUAUCGUUGAUGAGCAAACUAAAACGCGGACUUGUAUACACACUCCUGGAAAUCCUCCAAUGGUGCCUGAAGACCUUGCGCCUUCAAGUUUGUCUGCUGCUUUAGAUGGAGCAAGUCUUCUAUAUUUAGAUGGACGGCUACAUGAGACUGCUUUAGUUGUUUCAGAAUCAGCUGUAAAAAUGAGCAUUCCAAUUCUAAUUGAUGCAGAAAGAAAGAGAGAAGGGUUAGAUGAUCUUCUGAAUUUAUCCGAUUAUGUUGUGUGCUCGGCAAACUUUCCUGUUGCGUGGACUUCAGCUCGGUCGAUUGGCAGUGCACUAGUGGAUAUGCUUAUGAAAUUGCCUAAACUGAAGUUUGUGAUCGUAACCCUUGGGGAGUCUGGUUGCAUUAUGCUUGAGAGAAGUUUAGGAGAGAACCACGCAAAGGAAGAAACAGAUGUAGACCAAUUAGUAGUGUCCAUGAAACAAAAACUUCAUGGAAGUGGUACUGCUCCAACUUGUAUAUCGUCCGAACUUCUAAAGCUAAGAGCAGGUGGAAUCGGCACCAUCAAUGGUAGGUUGCUUGUAGGGACUGCAGAAAAGAUACCACCUUCAGAGCUUAUUGACACCACAGGAGCAGGAGAUGCAUUCAUUUGUGCUAUUCUCUAUGCUAUCUGUGCUGGCAUGCCCUCAGAGAGAAUGUUGCCCUUUGCGGCCCAAGUGGCUGCUAUUGGUUGUAGAGCUUUGGGUGCCCGAGCUGGUCUACCUAGACAUGGGGAUCCACGCUUGACCCCAUAUUUGUAGUAGUGCUUGCCAUGCCAAUUACAUCCAAAGCAUACAAUGGAGAUUAUGAAGGUUUUUGGUCUUAAACUGCGAUUCAUUUUACAAUUUUUUACCAUCAAUAUGAUCUCAACAAAUUUAACUGUGCAUAAUUGAGACAGAGGAGCUGAUCACGUUCAAUAAUAUGUAUUCAGCGCUAAGUUUUUGUCAGUGAUUGUUAAGUUGUGAUUAACCUUCUCAUAAAUUGAAGGUAACAUAAAAUAAAGUUGAAAUCUA
Amborella trichopoda is the source of this 1891-nucleotide messenger RNA. RefSeq names its product pfkB-like carbohydrate kinase family protein. Gene Ontology annotation, molecular function: kinase activity. The record is from RefSeq and is a predicted model, not a curated record. NCBI's taxonomy places the organism in Eukaryota, Viridiplantae, Streptophyta, Magnoliopsida, Amborellales, Amborellaceae.